CCACAACACACAUUUUGGUGGAAGAGAUGUCCCUUAUGUCGGGCCUUUUUUUUGUUUUUGCCUGCCUAAUUAAAAUUAGGGACGCCAGCAGGCAGACAGCGGAGUUGCUCCGAACGAACAUCUUGUCUGACUUCCCAAAGCGAACCAAAAACCAUCCCGACUGCGUGAGCCUCCUCCUCCUGUGCCGCUCCGCUCAGCGAAGACGUUUCCCCGACGGGGCUUGACCGUGUCGCCGCCGGACUUGGUCACGUUUGGACAACUGCUGUACUACUUUUUUUCUAGAGGAGGGGGGAUUUUCAACGCUUCCCAGCGGCAGAAGAUGUCCGCGUGUGACGGCGGAGAAAGUGUGCCUUGUCCGUCGGGAGGCCAGCGGCGGCUUCCCUGCGCCGAGCUAACGCGCUAGCGUUACAGGUGUCUUCGAAGGCGGCGAAGAACCGACCGCAUUUCCAUUUUUUGCUCGACAUCGGGCUUCUUCGACCCCCAAUGCCGUCACUUUAUUCAACUUAACGUGCCUGUGUUCAUUUUAAACCGGCGAGGGUGUCGCUUUGCCACCUUGUUGUUAGCCUUUAGCCUCCGAGUUAGCCGCCGUGCCGUGUUUACACCGAACGGUGGGCUAACCCUCUCGUUAGCUUUGGCUGCUAUCGAGAGGACCCCGGAGCUACAUGUGCUUAACCCCGAAUGUAGCUUGCUUUUCACCGCCUUAACCCCCCCCAAAAAAGACAUCCUCGCCACCGGGCUAGCCAGCCUGGUUCGUGUACACUUGAAGCCACCCGGCCGCGUUGGACGGACUCUCAAGCUGUGCCCGCCGCCCUGGACUGACCCACCCACAAAAGGGGGCUAACUAUCCGCCGGGGCCGAUGCUGACAGUUCGGGCCGGAGCACGGCAACGCCAGGAGCCGCCACCGCCACCGCAGCAGCGAUGCAGCCCCAGCAGAUCUACGACUUUUCCAGUGACGAGAACAGUCACAAGUGGAGAGGCCUCUUCGUGCAAGCACUACGCAAGGUGCAGAAGCAGGUCCACCCCAACCUCCAGGCCAAGGAGGACGCCCUGCAGCACAUUGAGGAGCUGAUCCUGCAGCUUCUCAACAUGCUGUGCGUGGCGCAGCCUCGCUCCGUGCAGGACGUGGAGGAGCGAGUUCAGAAGACCUUUCCCCACCCGAUAGACAAGUGGGCCAUCGCCGACGCGCAGUCGGCCAUCGAGAAGCGGAAGAGGAGGAAUCCCUUGCUUCUCCCCGUGGACAAGAUCCAUCCGCUGCUUAAGGAGGUCCUGGGCUACAGAGUCGACUACCACGUGUCGCUCUACAUCGUGGCUGUCGUCGAGUACAUCUCGGCGGACAUUUUGAAGUUGGCAGGCAACUACGUGGGCAACAUUCGGCACUAUGAGAUCAGCCAGCAGGACAUCAAAGUGUCCAUGUGUGCCGACAAGGUGCUCAUGGACAUGUUCGACCAGGAGGACGACAUCGGGCUGAUGUCGCAGUGCGCGGACGAGCCGUCCACGUCGGGCGAGCUCACGUACGACGACCUGGUGCGGCUGGAGAUCGCCGAGGAGCGCCAGUAUCUGCGCGAGCUGGACCUCAUCAUCAAAGUGUUCCGUCACCACUUCCUGUCCAACUCCAAAAUCUUUACGCCGCGGGAUGUGGAGGUGAUCUUCAGCAACAUCCUGGACAUCCACGAGCUGACGGUGAAGCUGCUCGGCCUCAUCGAGGACGCCGUGGAGAUGACGGCCGACGGCAGCCCUCACCCGCUGGUGGGCAGUUGCUUCGAGGACCUGGCCGAGGAGCAAGCGUUUGACCCCUACGAGACUCUCUCUCAGGACAUCCUCAGCAAAGACUUCCACGAGCACUUCAACAACCUGAUGGCCCGACCCACCGCGGGCCUCUACUUCCAGUCUGUAGCAGAAGGCUUCAAAGAGGCCGUUCAGUACGUCCUUCCACAGCUGAUGAUGGUGCCCGUGUACCACUGCAUGCACUAUUUUGAGCUCCUGCAGCAACUUCAGGAGCGCAGUGAAGACCAGGACGACAGGGAGUGUCUGAAGCAGGCCAUCACGGCGCUACUCAACCUCCAGUGCAGCGUGGAGCGCAUCUACGCCAAGCAGCAGCCGCGGCGAAAACCCGGCGAGCCCAUGUACCGCCUGUACAGCCGUCAGAUUCGUAGCAAGCAGCUGGCCAUCAAGCGCAUGAACGAGAUCCAAAAGAGCAUCGACGGCUGGGAGGGCAAGGACAUCGGCCAGUGCUGCAGCGAGUUCAUCCUGGAGGGCCCGCUGCUGCGCGCCGGCGCCAAGCACGAGCGCCACAACUUCCUGUUUGACGGUCUGAUGAUCAGCUGCAAGGCCAACCAGAGCUCGCGGCUGCCGGGCUCGGGCAGCGGCGCCGAGUACCGGCUGAAGGAGAAGUUUGUGCUGCGCAAGGUGCGCAUCGUGGACCGCGAGGACUCGCCGGAGCUGCGGCACGCCUUCGAGCUGAUGGGCAAGGACGAGAACUGCGCCGUGUUCUGCGCCCGCACCGCCGAGGAGAAGGCGGCUUGGAUGGCGGCGCUGGUGACGCUGCAGUACCGCUCCACGCUGGACCGCAUGCUGGACACGGUGCUUCAGCACGAGGAGCGGGCGCACCCGCUGCGGCUGCCCUCGCCCGAGCUGUACCGCUUCGCCGUGCAGGACUCGGAGGAGAACAUCGUGUUUGAGGACAAGGUGCAGAGCAAGACGGGCAUCCCCAUCAUCAAGGCGGGCACUGUGGUCAAACUCAUCGAGAGGCUCACUUACCACAUGUAUGCUGAUCCAAACUUUGUGCGCACUUUUUUGACCACGUACCGAUCCUUCUGCAAGCCUCAGGAGCUUCUGACACUCCUGAUUGACAGAAUCGAAAUCCCGGAGCCGGAGCCCACGGAGGAGGACCGGCAGGCCCUGUGGAACGGCGACCAGCCUAUGGCGGCUGAGCUGCAGAGGUUCCGCAAGGAAUAUGUGCAGCCGGUCCAGCUCAGGGUUCUCAACGUUUUCCGCCAGUGGGUGGAGCAUCAUUUCUACGACUUUGAAAACGACCCUGAGCUGAGGACUCGCUUGGAGGAAUACAUCACCAGCAAAAUCCAACUGCGAGGCAAGUCCAUGCGCAAGUGGGUGGAGUCCAUCAACAAGAUCAUCCGCCGCAAGCUGCAGACGCAGUCGAACGGCGUGAGCCACAACAUCACCUUCGAGAGCCCGCCCCCGCCCAUCGAGUGGCACAUCUGCCGCAGCGGCCAGGUGGACUCCUUCGAUCUCAUGACCCUGCACCCCAUCGAGAUCGCCCGGCAGCUGACCCUGCUGGAGUCCGAGCUCUACAGAGCCGUUCGGCCGUCCGAGCUGGUGGGAAGCGUGUGGACCAAAGAGGACAAAGAGAAGAACUCGCCCAACUUGCUGCGAAUGAUCCGACACACCACCAACCUCACGCUGUGGUUUGAGAAGUGCAUCGUGGAGACCAUGAACCUGGAGGAGCGCGUGGCGGUGUGGAUGCGCGUCAUCGAGAUCCUGCAGGUCUUUCAGGAGCUCAACAACUUCAACGGCGUGCUGGAGGUGGUCAGCGCCAUCAACUCUGUGCCCGUCUACCGCCUGGACCACACCUACGAGGCCAUCCCAGAGAGAAAGAAGAAGAUCCUGGAGGAAGCGGUGGAACUGAGUCAAGACCAUUUCAAGAAGUAUUUAGCCAAACUCAAGUCCAUCAACCCGCCCUGCGUGCCUUUCUUUGGUAUCUACCUGACCAACAUCCUCAAGACGGAGGAGGGCAAUCCGGACUUCCUGAAACGCCACGGCAAGGAGCUGAUCAACUUCAGCAAGCGCAGAAAAGUGGCAGAGAUCACCGGCGAGAUCCAGCAGUACCAGAACCAGCCCUACUGCCUUAAAGUGGAGCACGACAUCAGGAGAUUCUUUGAGAACUUGAACCCGAUGGGAAACCGGAGCGAAAAGGAGUUUUCUGACUACUUGUUCAACACAUCCAUGGAGAUCGAGCCCAGGAACUGCAGACAAGCGCCUCGAUUUCCCCGAAAGACGGCCUACACGCUGAAAUCGCCGGGAAUCCGUCCCGUCCGUCCCGUGCGAACGUCUACCUCCGGCCACCCGGUGCCCCUGGAGAGGGAGCCGGUCCACAAGAUCACCUUCCGCAGCAUCGCCGAGACGGACGGCGAGACGCCGGCGUCCGCCUCGGUGCCCACCUCCCCCAACACGCCCACGCCGCCGCAGUCGGCCUCCUCCGACCUCAGCUCGGUCUUCAUGGAGCACGACCUCAGCAGCUCCUACGGCGGCUCCAACUCCAUUUUUGCUCCCGUUCUGCUGCCGCCUUCAAGGUUCCAGUCGGUGUCUUGCGGCAGCCUUCACCAGUUGGGGGAAGAGCUCCUCAAACCGCCGCCGCUUCCCCCCCGAAGGAAGGACCCCAUGUCAGAAAGCAAGAGCUCUCGGUCGGACAGCCCCCCCGCCAUCCCCCCGCGGCUCCCGCCGCCCUUGCCCAGAAUGCAGCCGCGGACGCCGGGUUACAACGGCCCCCUGGACGGGCCCCUGCCCAGCCCUCCCCCGCCUCCUCCCCGGGACCCCCUCCCCGACACGCCGCCACCCGUGCCCCAGCGGCCCCCGGAGAUCUUCAUCAACUACCCGCUCAACCUGCAGCCCUCGCCGGUGGGCCGCUACCACUGGGACUUUGGCAGCUCGCCCGCUUCGCCCAACACGCCGCCCGGCACGCCCUCGCCGCGUGUGCCCCGCCGGGGCUGCCCGCUCAGCGCCAGCCAAAACAGCCUGUGUCCGCCGCCGCCGCCGCCGCCGGCCCCCAUCGUCGCCGCCCCGCCCGUGCCCCCCCGCCACAACUCCAGCCCGCAGUUGCCCAAGCUGCCACCAAAGACGUACAAGCGCGAGCUGCUGCACGGCCUCUCGCUGGUGGAAAACAGCGCCUCGGGGGACCCGUAAGCCACGCCUUCUUCGCCGGCCCCCCGGGACGACGAGAACCCGACUGACUCGUGUCGGCCACGGCGGCCUAGCGGUUCCGAGUCUCGGCUCUCUGGCCUUCCCGUUUGGAGUGUGCAUGUUGUCCCCCCCCCCCCCCCGUGCUUUCCUCCCACUUUCCAAAAACGUGCAUGUUCGGUUCACUGAAGACUCGAAAUGGGCCGUCGUGGACCUUUCCUUGGUCUAAAUGUGCCCGGCGAUUGGCCGGCGACCCAUCCAGGGUGUACCUUUCGGCCGCCAUGGGAGCCGGUUCGCCCGCCGCCCUGACUUAAGAGGACAAGCGCUUUAGAAAUUCUGGAGAUCAACAUGCCAAGUCACAUUUUGCCUCAAUCGAAGUCCUUUAUUGUUUCAACAGUGUCUUUUGGGGCUCGGCUUAGCCGUUCUGAGGUUCCGGGUUCCGGGUUCCAAACGCAGCUACUCGGGCUUCCUCCCACGUUCCGAAAUGCCUGCACGUUGGGUUCAUUGAAGGCUCAAAAAUUUGCUCACGGCACCAAUGCUCGGUUGACUAUCUCUGUGAUUGUCCGGCGGACCGGUUCAGGGUGCGCUCUGCCUCUCGCCCGCCGUCAGCUGGGAUAAGCUCCAGCUCAUCCGUCGCCCUCGUGAAAACAAGCACUAUAGAAAACGGAUGCGUAGUCGGUUGUGUAAAAGGUGCACUCUAAAGGCAGUUGCGCCCCAAAAAUAGAGAUCAAUAAAAUGGGUUCAAUUGACCCAAAUAGUUGCUAACCCCUUUCUAAUCAAUAAUUGGAUUUGUUUUUGUAUUGUUUCAAACUAACGUUUCCCCACACAGCAAUCCAAUUUUUUGGGGGUUAUUUUGUGAUCCCAAGUAGCGGCCAGUCCCUUCGUGACCCAUCAUGGGGGUUAUUUUUGAACCACCUGUUUUUAGAGUGUCCCCCCCCCCCGCUUCUGGUCGGCAUCCAAUCCAGGGUGUGGCCUGCCUUUUGCCCAAAGAUGGCCGGGAUAGGCUCCAGCUUAGCCAUGACUCGAAUGAGGACAAGCACUCGACAACGCGGAUGGCUGUCUUGCGAUAGAAAACAGACGCAUCCCGUUUGGGAAAGUUCUCACCAGUUGUAGCUUCAACUGUUACGCUUCCUUCUCACCGAACAGCUGCCAAAGUCUUACGUAUUUUAUGCAGGGGCAUAAGGGAAAGGGAUUCUUUGUUUGCUUUUUCUCUUUUUUUUUUUUUUUUUUUACGUGACUUGCAAAAGGCGACAGUGAUUCCCGCCGUCCCCUCAACUCAACACUGUGACUGUUUCCAAGCCACACAAAAAGUUGCCUUCCCCCCUCCUCCCAACCACACAUGGCUCGGAUUUUUUUUGCACAUCGAGCUCCGGCAAAGUUCGAUUCCCGUCAAGCCACGAUGUCAAAAAGGCGGCGUAAACAAGUCGGAAUGACCCUUACCCAAGCGCCAAAUAGCUAGAAACGUUCUCCCCCGAACCCCCCCCCAGACUGAGAAUCCAGCCAACCACGCCGCUCGGAUGUGCCUUUUUGUUUUGUUUUCUACUUCACGGUGUCUGUAAUAAUAUGCUAAAAUGGAAACAACAAAAAGAAAAACAAGUUGCCUAUGUAACGUUUAGAACAACAACAAAAAAAAAUUACGACUAUGAACUUGUACAUGAUUGUGUGUGUGUGUGUGUGUGUGUGCGCGCGCAUACACUGACUAAAUAAUUGUGACGUUUCUGGUUGUACUCUCAUCCACAGCUCUUCAGUCCAGUAUUGCCUAAUAAUAAUAAUAAUAAUGAUAUUCAUAAUAAUAUUGAGCGAUGCUGCUACAGUGGGAUAAAUAACAGAAAAGCAACUAACACACUUUUACAAUCUACAGUGGAAGCCAUUUUGUUCCUCUCGAAAGUUGUUGUAAAACAAAAUAUGGCGAGCACUUAAUCCUGCCGAGUCUCAUUCAAAACUUUUUGUAUAUAUAUUUUUUUUGGGGGGGGGGCAGGGGGGGGGGUGAGAAACACGUUCACCUUAGGCCGUUUUGGUUGAGGAUCCCCCACACACUAAUGAUGUGUCGGUCGCUCUUUGAAAUGAACGAUAUAUAAUGUAUUGGCGCCGUCUUGUGGCCGCUAUAGGCAAUUACAAACUUGCACAUUUUCUUAAGCUUAUAUUGUGGCGUAACUUUAUUUCCCAUGAGACUCUUUACAAGCAUAAGACAACGUUACUCAAA
Messenger RNA from Hippocampus zosterae (dwarf seahorse), 7115 nucleotides. It is a transcript of the gene sos2, whose product is annotated as son of sevenless homolog 2 (Drosophila). The transcript has 23 exons. Gene Ontology annotation, biological process: Ras protein signal transduction; positive regulation of GTPase activity. The coding region runs from base 920 to 4918 and encodes 1332 amino acids. Gene Ontology annotation, molecular function: guanyl-nucleotide exchange factor activity; protein heterodimerization activity. NCBI's taxonomy places the organism in Eukaryota, Metazoa, Chordata, Actinopteri, Syngnathiformes, Syngnathidae. The record is from RefSeq and is a predicted model, not a curated record. Gene Ontology annotation, cellular component: plasma membrane.